Erpetoichthys calabaricus (reedfish) is the source of this 1461-nucleotide messenger RNA. Its product is annotated as cyclin-I-like. Lineage: Eukaryota; Metazoa; Chordata; Cladistia; Polypteriformes; Polypteridae. Gene Ontology annotation, molecular function: cyclin-dependent protein serine/threonine kinase regulator activity. Gene Ontology annotation, cellular component: nucleus; cyclin-dependent protein kinase holoenzyme complex; cytoplasm. Gene Ontology annotation, biological process: mitotic cell cycle phase transition; regulation of cyclin-dependent protein serine/threonine kinase activity. The transcript has a single exon. The coding region runs from base 255 to 1412 and encodes 385 amino acids. The record is from RefSeq and is a predicted model, not a curated record.
AUUCCUUUCUGAUUUUUUUCGUAUUUAUUUUUUUUACUGUUGGACUUCAGAAAUACGCUUUUUAGAUUUAUAUAAUUUGGUUGCAUCCUAAAGAAAAAGCAGAAUCCUUCAGAAUGGAAGACUAAAAUAAGAAAGGUUUAAACUGCAGCAUUUUUUGUUUUGUUUUGCCUCACUUUAAUGGAGCAGAUGAUCGCCAGGUCAGGCAGUGAAUCCCCUGGCUUUGCAGGGGAGGUAGCUGUAUCCAGUGGGGUGGCAUGUAUCCAGGGGCUAUAAUGAAGUUAUCAGGUCCCUUGGAGAGCCAGAGACUGUCUUUCCUUUUGGAAACGGCAAUUUCUAGGGAAGCUCAAGUGUGGAAAGUGUACGUGCCCAAAAAUCCAACGAGGCAGGAUACAGAUAUUUCUCCAGUUCAGCGUGAUGAGGUUGUUCGAUGGAUGUCUUCUCUUACCAGCAAAUUCCAUCUUUAUCCAGAGACGCUUGCACUUGCCAUCAGUAUUUUGGACAGGUUUUUAGCCAUAGUAAAGGCCCGUCCAAAGUACCUUCACUGCAUUGCUAUUAGCUGUUUCUUCCUCGGUGCGAAGACUAAUGAGGAGGAUGAGCGAAUUCCAGCAUUGCAUAAGUUAGCAAAAGACAGUGGCUGUGGUUGUUCUCCAUCAGAGAUACUUAGAAUGGAAAGGAUAAUUCUGGAUAAACUCAACUGGGACCUGCUCACGGCAACACCCCUGGAUUUCCUUCAGAUAUUCCAUGCGAUGUUGCUGUCCAGCUGGCCCCAGCUGUUGUGCACUCAGCCGAAGGUCAGCCCAUCCCAGCAUGUAUCUAUGCUCACUGAGCAGCUUCAGCAGUGCUUAUCUGCUCACCAGCUGCUUCAGUUCAGAGGCUCCAUGCUGGCACUGGCCAUUGUCGCUCUGGAGCUGGAGAAGUGCUGUCCUGAUUGGCUAAGUGUCAUCAUCAACAUGCUGAAAGUAUGCCAGAUUGACAGCUCCCAGCUUGUUCGAUGCAGAGAGCUUGUGGCACGUUCCUUAUCCUCAUGUGACGUUCCCUUGCCACCCAACACUGUGUACAUCUACCAGCCCCUCAAACAAAGCCUGAUUCCUCAUGACAGGCCUGCAAUUCAAGACCCACCUAUCUCCACCAUUCCAGAAACGGGGCUUGAGAUGGCGACCAGAAGCAGUGGGCACCCCAGUGGGCUUGCUGCUUCUUGCCAUCACUUGGCCCCAUUUAGAUAUAAGCAAGCCUCCACCAAACGCAAGGUGGAAGAAAUGGAAGUUGAUGAAUUCUACGACGGAAUCAGGCGGCUAUACAAUGAAGACAGCGCUCAGGAGGGGGCAGCAGUGGAGACCUGUGGGGUCACUUUGGUGCGCCAAGAAAGCAGUCUCUCCCCCUGCCCCCCCCUGCAGCCUGUUAGCGUCAUGUGACCGUUUUUUUUUUUUCUCCUUGCAAGACUCGGGGAAUACAGUGAGUGCA